Corylus avellana is the source of this 1509-nucleotide messenger RNA. Its product is annotated as alpha/beta-Hydrolases superfamily protein. Gene Ontology annotation, biological process: lipid metabolic process. NCBI's taxonomy places the organism in Eukaryota, Viridiplantae, Streptophyta, Magnoliopsida, Fagales, Betulaceae. The record is from RefSeq and is a predicted model, not a curated record.
GUCCACGUACAACAAAGCAAAUCCAAAACUCUCACUUCCUCAACGCGAAAGAGGAGCUAGCUUGGCCGCUUGCACUAGCGGGGCUGGCCGGAUAGGUUGAUGGGCACCAAAUUGGCGCUGAUCUCAGUGGCUGUGAUGUUGUACACGUGUCAAGCAGGCAGCAGCUUCCACCCUUUGAUCCUAAUACCUGGGAAUGGUGGGAACCAGCUAGAAGCCCGGCUAACCGCUGGCUACAAACCCUCGAGCUUGUACUGCAACAGGUGGAACCCGGUUGUGAAGAAAAAGGAGGGUUGGUUCAGGCUAUGGUUCGACCCCAGCGUCCUCUUGGCUCCCUUCACCAAGUGCUUUGCUGAGCGCAUGAUGCUUUAUUAUGAUCCUGAGUUGGACGAUUACCGCAAUGCUCCUGGGGUUGAAACCAGGGCCCCUCACUUUGGUUCCACCCAGUCCCUUCUCUACCUGGACCCUCAUCUCAAGCACAUUACAGCAUACAUGGCACCCCUGGUGGAAUCUCUGGAACAAAUUGGAUAUGUGAAUGGGAAAACCCUGUUUGGAGCUCCAUACGAUUUCAGAUAUGGUUUAGCAGCGGAAGGCCACCCAUCCCAUGUGGGUUCCAAGUUCCUGCAAGACCUAAAGGAAUUGAUAGAGAAUGCAAGCUCUUCUAAUGGAGGGAAGCCAGUGAUACUUCUCUCCCACAGCUUAGGAGGCCUCUUUGUCCUCCAACUUCUCAGCCGAAACCCGCCCUCCUGGCGCCAGAAAUUCAUCAAACACUUCGUCGCUCUCUCUGCCCCAUGGGGUGGCACUACGCAGGAGAUGCUCACCUUUGCUUCUGGGUAUUCACUUGGAGUGCCUCUUGUAGAACCCUUGCAGGUAAGAGAGGAGCAGAGGAGCUCAGAAAGCAACCUAUGGCUCAUGCCUAAUCCCAAACUAUUUGGUCGCCAAAAACCACUUGUGAUUACUCCAAAUGCAACCUAUUCAGCCCAUGACAUCGCCCAGUUUCUCAAUGACAUAGGAUUCCCAGAAGGAGUACAUCCUUACAAGUCUCGCAUUUUGCCUUUGACAGAAAGAUAUGCAGCUCCUGGGGUGCCCAUCACGUGUAUAAUCGGGAGUGGUGUACGGACGCCGGAGACUUUGUUCUACGGGAAAAAUGGUUUCGAUGAGCAACCGGAGGUUGUUUAUGGGGAUGGAGACGGGACAGUGAACAUGGUGAGCUUGUUAGCACUUGAAUCACUCUGGUCGGACAAGAUAAAUCAACCCGUUAAGGUGAUCAGAAUUCCUGGGGUUUCUCAUACAUCAAUACUCAGAAAUGGCGCUGCACUUGAUCAAAUUAUAGAAUUAAUUUCAGGUGUCAAUUCAAGUGUACAAUAUUCUGUUGAGUAAAGAUUCAAAUAGGGCUUUGAUGCAUCAUGUCAUUGAGCAACACCACACACAAAAAAACACUUUUUAAGACUUGCUUAUUCUUUCUUUUGUGAUCAUCUUUCCCAAUGCUAUUUAUACAACACAAUUAUCUCA